This is a messenger RNA of Mandrillus leucophaeus (drill), 1578 nucleotides long. It is a transcript of the gene CLTRN, whose product is annotated as transmembrane protein 27. The transcript is spliced from 6 exons. The coding region runs from base 258 to 926 and encodes 222 amino acids. The record is from RefSeq and is a predicted model, not a curated record. NCBI's taxonomy places the organism in Eukaryota, Metazoa, Chordata, Mammalia, Primates, Cercopithecidae.
CUUUUGAGGUAGAGUCAGGGUGGGGAAAACCAUUAAUCUGUUUUCCAAACAAGUUUUCAUAAAUAACUGACAGGAGAUGGGCUGUUUUUAUGGAAGUAUUAACCCAAAUGAUGGGUGUUAAUCAUUAAACCUUUUAGGUGGUGGCUCGCUUGUUUCUCUGAUAUUCUAAUCCGGGUCACAGAAUGGCUAAGGCAGAUUUAAGUGCAGCGUAGAUUUUUUUUUUCCUCACUUUGCCUUGUGUUUUCCACCCUGAAAGAAUGUUGUGGCUGCUCUUUUUUCUGGUGACUGCUAUUCAUGCUGAACUCUGUCAACCAGGUGCAGCAAAUGCUUUUAAAGUGAGACUUAGUAUCAGAACAGCUCUGGGAAAUAAAGCAUAUGCCUGGGAUACCAGUGAAGAAUAUCUGUUCAAAGCGAUGGUAGCUUUCUCCAUGAGAAAAGUUCCCAACAGAGAAGCAACAGAAAUUUCCCAUGUCCUACUUUGCAAUGUAACCCAAAGGGUAUCAUUCUGGUUUGUGGUUACAGACCCUUCGAAAAAUCACACCCUUCCUGCUGUUGAGGUGCAAACAGCCAUAAGAAUGAACAAGAACCGGAUCAACGGUGCUUUCUUUCUAAAUGACCAAACUCUGGAAUUUUUGAAAAUCCCUUCCACACUUGCACCACCCAUGGACCCAUCUGUGCCCAUCUGGAUUAUUAUAUUUGGUGUGAUAUUUUGCAUCGUCAUAGUUGCAAUUACACUACUGAUUUUAUCAGGGAUCCGGCAACGUAGAAGAAAGAACAAAGAACCAUCUGAAGUGGAUGACGCUGAAGAUAAGUGUGAAAACAUGAACACAAUUGAAAAUGGCAUCCCCUGUGAUCCCCUGGACAUGAAGGGAGGGCACAUUAAUGAUGCCUUCAUGACAGAGGAUGAGAGGCUCACCCCUCUCUGAAGGGCUGUUGUUCUGCUUCCUCAAGAAAUUAAACAUUUGUUUCUGUGUGACUGCUGAGCAUCCUGAAAUACCAAGAGCAGAUCAUAUAUUUUGUUUCACCAUUCUUCUUUUGUAAUAAAUUUUGAAUGUGCUUGAAACUGAAAAGCAAUCAAUUAUACCCACAAACACCACUGAAAUCAUAAGCUAUUGACGACUCAAAAUAUUCUAAAAUAUUUUUCUGACAAUAUAGUGUAUAAAUGUGGUCAUGUGGUAUUUGUAGUUAUUGAUUUAAGCAUUUUUAGAAAUAAAAUCAGGACUAUAUAUAUAUUUUCACACUUCAAAGACCUAAGGAAAAAUAAAUUUUCCAGUGGAGAAUACAUAUAACAUGGUGUAGAAAUCAUUGAAAAUGGAUCCUUUUUGAUGAUCACUUAUAUCACUCUGCAUAUGACUAAGUAAACAAAAGUGAGAAGUAAUUAUUGUAAAUGGAUGGCUAAAAAUGAAAGUAUUGAUAUACAGGGUAGAAUUUUAUCCUGUUAUCACACCAACAGUUGCUUAUAUAUUUUCUGAAUAUCAGCCCCUAAUAGGAUAAUUCUAUUUGUUGACCAUUUCUACAAUUUGUAAAAGUCCAAUCUGUGCUAACUUAAUAAAGUAAUAAUCAUCUCUUUUUGAUUGU